Molecule: messenger RNA, 5151 nt
Organism: Pocillopora meandrina
Lineage: Eukaryota; Metazoa; Cnidaria; Anthozoa; Scleractinia; Pocilloporidae
Source: the annotation of a GenBank genome assembly
AUGCGUAGUCAUCUUUUAGAACAAAGCACGUCGGGUCGAUUCUCAACCACAAUCCAACAUGUAAUGGCUGCGAAAAAAUCAGAGCCUGACAAGAAUCUGCCGUGGGGUUUGACCCCAGAAGGGUUAACCCCAGGAUCUAUGAAGGUAAGCUGAAAUUUAACAUCUGUUCUCUCGUUUUAAUUAGCAAUUGAUUUGGAAUUCAAGAUAUCGAUGUUUCAUCGUCAAAGUAACGCUUUGCAAUGGAUGUAUUCCUUGCAGACAAUUUCUGAGAGCAAGUUGAAGUCCUUCUCUGUUGGAAUGAUGAACGCUGGACUGAAGAAACCCGCCAGAUCAAAGCUAGAUUCUGAUGAGAAGAAAAAGGUCUCACUUAAUUGUGAUUUUGUACAGUAGAAUAUCCUAGAUCGUAAGAAAGCAGAAAAAUUGUCGGUACGAUUUACUAGAGAUUUAAGACGCUGCAACUGAAAGCCAGAUUUUGCAAGUAUAUUUUUAAUGGAACUUGACAUUUGAAGGAUGUUUUAGAAAUGAAGAGGCUAUGUGUAAAUAUUCAUAUGAUGCAUAGUGUAAGAUUUUAUGGUAAGAUGUUGAAGGAUACAAGAAGAGUUUGUUGAUCAGGAAUGGAAAGUGAGUGAUUUUCAAAAAGCCUUUUAAGGUAGCAUUGGAAAGAGCUAUAUUGUCAACUCUGGCAAUGUACGUAUUUAAUCAAUCCAGUUGUUUUAAUCUCCUUCAGGGGUAAUGUUACAUUUACCUGAGUAUUUGUUGUAUUUAGCCUCUCCAUAUAUUUGGUUCAAAAUUUUCAUGUGUUUGUUGAGCAUGCUCCUGAGAUGGUUGUCUUUUUGGAUAUUUUGCAAUCCCUGUGGUGGGUAGCAAAUCAAGCAAGUUGCAUUUCGUGCAGCAUGCAUUAUCGGACGUUUUCAGUUUGGUGAAGUUCACAGGAAUCAUACAAAACAUUCCACAGGUUUCAAGUUUGUUUUGUUCACAAGGGUUUCUGAAAAGAGGGGAGGUUAUAUUAAAUUGAAGGAAGCUGUGAAUCAUGUGUUGCAAGGGGAUAGAGAAAAAUCCAUGUCCCUCUCUAGUGUUAAUGUGUUAUUUGGAUGCUCUGAUCUUCAGCUAACUUGUUGGCAAAUCAGUUGACCAAUAAGACCAUUUAUUAGCAAUAUUCUGGACAAGUGUCCAGCUAACUGCCUGGAUUAGCAAUGUUAAAAUAACUCUUGUAAAAGGACAGUUUUAACUUCAGUUCUUGAAUACUUUGUCAAAGUUAUAAUUGUCUCUGUUUUUUAGAAAGCAGAAUCAGAGUGUGCUGAAGUGUUUGCAGAUUUUGUUGCUUCAUUUGAAGAUGCUCGGGUGGCUGGGAAGACUUUUGUGCGUGGCAAUACAAUCAACCCGGAAACAAAAGGUAAAAUUAUUUCAAAACUGAUUCGUGUAUUUAUUAUUCCAAAUAAAUAGUAGACUUAUUUAUCUGUCUUUGUUCUCUACCUAAAGAUAAAUUUAAAAGAGUAUUUCAUAGACAGUUAAAGAACAUUUUGAUGCAAGAGGAUACUUUAUACUUUAAUCAAUAAAUUUAUAAAAUCAUAAUUGUUAUUUUGUGUCUAAUUUUACUCCAGUUAUAAUAUGUAAUUUCUAAUUGGCUACGCUAUAAUUCAUGGUGCUGUUUUUCUUGUUCGUGUACAUGUAUAUACAUGUUCUUUAGUCAUUUCCUUUGUUCAAUCAAUUAAUUCUCUCCUCUAGCUGCUACACAUUUCCUUGUAAGUUGGUUACGAGAAUUUGGUGUUGGAUCAAUAUAAUAUCUUAUACCUGAUAAGUUUGAGUUUUCUCACUACCAGUGAGAUCAAUAUAAUAUCUUGUAACUUAUAAGUUUUAGUAUUCUCAAUACCAAUUUGCUGGAUGAUACAGUGUAUAUGGAUGCUAUAGGAAGAAGUUACAGUUAAUUACUUCUGGGAGCUAAAGGGUAAAGUGAAGAAUUUAUCUUAAUGUUUCUUUUCCUCCCACUUCGAUUUUCUUCACUAUUUUGUAGUGAAGAAAUGUAAAAUGGUUUCUGUGUUUACAUAGCCUGAUGUAAACAUGUGGGAGGUUGGGAGAACACAAGAUAAGUGUAGGAAACCACGAUGCAAAGUGGAGUGGUUUCCAGCUUACCGAGUGUUCUCCAAAUCUCCCAAGUGUCUACAUCAGGCUAUGUAAACACGGAAACCAUUUUACAUUUCUUUUAUAAAAUGACUAGUGAAAGAGGAACGAAAACUGUGUUUACGUAUGCUCAUGUAAAAUGGUUUUAUAGCCAAUCAGAGCAUGCAUACUAUUUGAAUUAUUUUAUAAGUAUGGGUCGUUUGAUAUGUAUUUUAAUUGCUGAGGUUGUUCGAUUUUGUUGCUGAUGUUUGUGAAUGUUUUACAGAGGAGACUGCUUCGGCACAGGCUGGAGCUCUAUACAAGCCAAUGGCAAAGAUAUCUGCUACUGUUAUGGAAGAGAAAAUCAAGACUGAAUUGGCAGCUCCCAAAGUGGUGUGUAUUCAGUUUUAAUUUUAUGUAUAGUGGUCUUGUGGCUAGCAUAACCCUUUCACUCUGAAGAUCUCAUUAGCAAUUCUCCUUACUAUCUACCAUAUAAUUCUUGUGAUGUUAGUUUGGAGAAUUUGGUAUUGGAUUAACUAAAAAUCCCCCUAAUCGCUAUUUUUUUUUCUUUAUUCUUAUCACUUGUCUGCUUGAUAUUACAUUGAUAUGGAAAAAGAAAUUCUCUUGGUCACUCAUGGAGUUGAAGUGUUAGUUAUCUUUGGGCAAGAGACUUAGAUGGAUUCUCCACAGUGCAUCUCUCCUCGCGAAAGUGUUAACAGUACUUUAAUUGUCAGAGGAAUGUUAUAUACCAUAUUGCUUGUUGCAUUAUGCUACAGUAAAUGGAAAUGUGCAGUGCAACACAUAGGAAACUUGUAGCACUGAAUAACAAAGGCAAAAAAGUUGUGCAUGUUUUUGUCCUUGUGCACAUAAAAAUUGUAUAUGCGUGUCUGACCUUCCCUGUGUAGUUAACAUAUAUCUGAGCAGUACUGUACUCUCCACUGGCAAUCAAACGUUUUGCAUUUUCUGUUCUUUUUUUCAGGAGUCUGUUAAGAAAAAGGCAAAAGAGAAAGAAAAGAAGAAGAGCAAUUUAGAACUGUUUAAGGAAGAAUUAAAAAGGUAAAUAAAGUUAUUGUUAAAUGUAUGUGAGAGUAAUUGUAUUUAUUCUUACAGGCAUGUAUGCUUUUAUGAUUUUUUGUCUCUUUUUGUUCAGACAACAGAAGGAAAGGGAGAUAAGGCACAAGAUCAAGAAGGGUGAUCUAGCUGAUAUUCCCAGAGAUGUCUUAGAAAAUAUGGCACCAUCUCUUCUUGCACCUUCCAAAGGUAUGGACUAAUAGUUUUGGGUGAUAAAGUAUAUAGUUACCAAAUUUAGAUCAAUUCAGAAGUUCAAAAAAAUUUUAAAUUUAACAGGAUUGGUUCCAUUUAUCUUUGGUCUGUGGCUGUCAUUGUGAAUUUCUCCUUUAUAUUGAAGACAAAACAUGCGACAAGGAUCAGAAACAAACAUUUUGCUUCCUUCAUUCCCAAUGAAUUACAACCAGUAAUUGAUUUGUUUAUAUUUGUAGAGGAAGGUUAUUCAUAUGGAUCACAUGAUACUGGAGAUCCCAACACAACAAAUCUUUUUACAUUGGAAACAUCAAUCCAGCAGUAAGUUAAUUCUCCAUACUUUUCUCUACACAUUUCAUAAGGUGAUGACAGGGAGAAAUUGUUUAACAAUCCAGGACUUCAUUAGUUAGUGAUCAUUUCCUUAUAGUCUCUUGACCCUAAUGAGUGAUUCAGGGGUUAGGAGAAAUUAGAUGCUAAUCACUCCUACAGUGGUUAAAGGGUUAAGAUAUGUUUUUGUGAAGCCAUAUAAUCAUUUCUCAAUCAGGACAGGCCUGAUUUAUAUAAAAAAGCAAUAAUCUUACAAGCAUUGUUGCUCAUAAAGAGUUUUAUGAAGCUUCAUGAAGAACAUUGUUAGAGUAUGUUACUGAAAAGAUAAUCCAAAGCUAGAACUGGUCCUAGUUUCAAAAGGUCUGUAUGAUUCACCCUUAUGCUGUUUCUUCGUUUUUUAGAUGACAGAGGAGAUGUUAAUGCGACUGUUUGGCAAGUAUGGACCUCUGGCCAGUGUUAAAAUCAUGUGGCCUAGGACUGAGGAGGAGAAGGCUCGCAACAGAAAUUGUGGUUUUGUUGCUUACAUGAGGAGAAAGGAUGGAGAAAAAGCUCUUAAUGCUCUAAAAGGUUAGAUUUUAUUGAAAAAUAUUUAGUUUCAUAGGGAUUUUCUUCAUCUUAGAGCUGAAGGUUUUGGGUUUAAAGCAAACAUUCAAAUUCUUAAAGGUGUAUUCUUGAGAACAAUGUAUCUUAAUAAUAAUUUCUGAUGUAAACCCACCCACCUCCCCCUCCCCCUCCCAUUUCAAGCAACAGUGCACUCUAUAGGGAAAGAUGUUUUUUGUCCAGUCACAAGCGUGGAACAAAGAAAAAAUUCUGAGUCCCCACGAGGAAUGGAACCUCAGACCUUUGGAUUCCGCACUUAACUGGUAUUCUGUUUAUAUAUAUGAACCUCAUAAUAGACCUUGCUCAUGGUAGAGUCUCUGUGGCUCUGUGGUAGAGCAUUGAAGUGUAGAAUCUGAAGGUCUGAAGUUCAAGCUCAAAACUUACCACCUCUCUUAUUUUAUUUACUGUACUAUAAGUUUCUCUGAAAUUCUGUCAAGAGAUAAGAGAUAACUUUAUUCUUUCUCAUCACUCUAAUGUUUUAAUGAUUAUUGGCUGUCACAAAAGAGCUCAAUACUAUGUUAACAAAGCACCCCUUUUGAAAACAUUGUUGUCACUAAAAACCCUUUUUGGUUUAUGAAUUUCUUUUACUUCUGAUCACAGGGAAAGAAGUCAUGUCCUAUGAGAUGAAACUAGGUUGGGGAAAAAGUGUUCCUCUACCACCCCAUCCAAUCUAUAUUCCCCCAGAGAUGCAAGAAGACACUACCCCACCACCCCAAUCAGGGUUGCCUUUUAAUGCCCAACCUGAUAAAAAGAAAGAUGACUACUCCAGUGCUCCUCCCCCACAGGGGGGUGCCGAGGAAGGCAAGCGCAAUCUUGAUGCAAAUGGUUUUAAUAAGGAGGUGAGCUUCAGAUAAUGGUUUAUCCAUG